Messenger RNA from Verticillium alfalfae VaMs.102, 1212 nucleotides. Its product is annotated as homoserine O-acetyltransferase. The record is from RefSeq and is a predicted model, not a curated record. Gene Ontology annotation, biological process: L-homoserine metabolic process. Gene Ontology annotation, molecular function: homoserine O-acetyltransferase activity; L-serine O-acetyltransferase activity. The coding region runs from base 1 to 1212 and encodes 403 amino acids. Lineage: Eukaryota; Fungi; Ascomycota; Sordariomycetes; Glomerellales; Plectosphaerellaceae. The transcript has 2 exons.
AUGACGCUGCAGAAACUCGUCCCCUCGGCCAUUCGCCCGCUGCGUUCUUCCCUUCAGUCGACAUCGAGGGCCGUCGUGACGACCUCGCGCGCUGCAGCCUUGAGCAUUCGCCAGCCAGCCCAGCAUGCGCGAUGCUUCACCUCGAAACCGCCAAAGGCCGCCGCGGCUGGCGAGGCUUCGAACCCGGCCAUGGCCUUCCCCUGCCUCGACGCCCUAGAGACCCGAUCCGCGACCCUGCGAGCGAGCUUUGAGUCGAGCGGGCCCGAACCCUCCUACACAUCUGGCGCGACGCAGACAUAUCACUGCCAGGAGCCUCUCGUCCUCGACUGGGGCGGCAUGCUGCCCGAAUUCAAGAUUGCGUACGAGACGUGGGGCGAGAUGAACGCCGACAAGUCCAACGUCAUCCUCCUGCACACAGGCCUCUCGGCCUCCUCCCACGCCCACUCGACCGAGGCCAACCCGGCGCCGGGCUGGUGGGAGAAGUUCAUCGGCCCCGGCGGCCCCCUCGACACGGACAAGUACCACGUCAUCUGCACAAACGUCAUCGGCGGCUGCUACGGCUCGACGGGACCCAGCAGCACCGACCCCGCCGACGGCCAGCACUACGCCACGCGCUUCCCCAUCCUGACCAUGGAGGACAUGGUGCGCGCCCAGUUCCGUCUCCUCGACAGCCUCGGCGUCAAGAGCCUCUACGCGAGCGUCGGCUCCAGCAUGGGCGGCAUGCAGUCCCUCGCCGCCGGCGUCCUCUUCCCCGACCGCGUCCGUCGCAUCGUCUCCAUCAGCGGCUGCGCGCGGAGCCACCCCUACAGCAUCGCCAUGCGCCACACACAGCGCCAGGUCCUCAUGAUGGACCCCAACUGGAAGCGCGGCUACUACUACGGCGACCUGCCGCCCCACGCCGGCAUGAAGCUCGCCCGCGGCAUCGCCACAGUCACCUACCGCUCCGGCCCCGAGUGGGAGCAGCGCUUCGGCCGCCGGCGGGCCGACCCCAGCAAGCCCCCCGCCCUGUGCCCCGACUUUCUCGUCGAGACCUACCUCGACCACGCCGGCGAAAAGUUCUGCCUGACCUACGACCCCAACAGCCUGCUCUACCGAUGGCUGCCUGUGAGCUGGGCGAAGUGGAACAAGUGUCGAUACACGACCAUGUCGUUGCUCGAGCCCACGAGGCGUUUUCGCAGUAUUUGCAGGCUGACCAGUGCCAGACGAAGCUGA